GUGCCGUGAUGCAGCACUACGGGGUGAAUGGCUACUCCUUGCACGCCAUGAACUCUCUCAGUGCUAUGUACAACCUGCACCAGCAGGCAGCUCAGCAGGCCCAGCAUGCCCCGGACUACCGGCCCUCCGUGCACGCACUGACACUGGCUGAGCGCCUGGCUGGCUGUACAUUUCAAGACAUCAUCUUGGAGGCCCGCUAUGGCUCCCAGCACCGCAAACAGCGUCGCAGCCGCACUGCGUUCACGGCUCAGCAGCUCGAGGCUCUGGAAAAGACCUUCCAGAAGACUCACUACCCAGAUGUGGUGAUGCGCGAGAGGCUGGCCAUGUGUACCAACCUGCCGGAAGCCCGCGUGCAGGUGUGGUUCAAGAACCGCAGGGCCAAGUUCCGGAAGAAGCAGCGCAGCCUGCAGAAAGAGCAGUUGCAGAAGCAGAAGGAGGCCGAGGGCGCCCAUGCAGGGGGCAAGAGCGAGGCCCCCACUCCCGACACCCAGUUGGAGACUGACCAGCCGCCCACCUUGCCCAGCGGCGAUCCCCCUGCUGAGCUUCACCUGAGCCUGUCCGAGCAGUCGGCCAGUGAGUCAGCCCCCGAGGACCAGCCGGACAGGGAGGAGGACCUCCGGGCAGGGGCUGAAGACUCCAAAACGGAGCAGAGUCCUGCGGCUGAGAGCAAGGGGCUGGGCUGCAAGAGGGGCAGCCCCAAAGCAGAUUCCCCGAGCACCCUGGCCCUGGCACCUGCAGCCCCAGGGGGUGGCCUCCUGGGCCCCUCCCACUCCUACUCAUCCUCCCCGCUGAGCCUCUUCCGGCUGCAGGAGCAGUUCCGCCAGCACAUGGCAGCCACCAACAACCUGGUACACUACUCGUCUUUUGAAGUGGGGGGUCCAGCCCCUGCGGCCGCCGCAGUGCCCUACCUGGGUGUCAACAUGGCCCCACUGGGCUCACUGCAUUGCCAGUCCUACUACCAGUCUCUGUCCGCGGCUGCAGCUGCCCACCAGGGUGUGUGGGGGUCCCCACUGCUGCCCGCACCCUCGGCUGGCCUGGCACCUGCCUCGGCGGCCCUGAACAGUAAAACUACGAGCAUCGAGAACCUGAGGCUUCGGGCCAAGCAGCAUGCGGCCUCGCUGGGACUCGAUACACUGCCCAACUGACUGCUGGCAGCUUGCCCAGCCAGGGGUCCUGGGUGCCCUCUCCCAGCCCCCUGGACACCCCUCCACAGCUCGAAGUGUUCACUCCAAGAGCCUAGGAAUCCCAGAAUCUUCUCCUGGAACCCUCUUCCCCAGAGCCCCCACCCUGUGGAGCCUCCCUCUCUCCACACCCUCUGCAUGACCCUGCUCGAUCUUAGGGGCGAGGCUGGGGGGCAGUGAGAGGAACUCAUGGCCAGACCCCCACCAGUGCCACCUCCUCCCUGCCCUCUCUCCCUGCUGCUCCUAGUCAAUUGGUGUGUGGAACGUGAGAUAUAAAUAUAAAUAUAUAAAGCUCUA
Molecule: messenger RNA, 1478 nt
Organism: Suncus etruscus (white-toothed pygmy shrew)
Lineage: Eukaryota; Metazoa; Chordata; Mammalia; Eulipotyphla; Soricidae
Gene: DMBX1
Product: diencephalon/mesencephalon homeobox 1
Exons: 4
Coding region: 9-1145 (378 amino acids)
Biological process (GO): regulation of transcription by RNA polymerase II
Molecular function (GO): RNA polymerase II transcription regulatory region sequence-specific DNA binding; DNA-binding transcription factor activity, RNA polymerase II-specific
Source: RefSeq, a predicted model, not a curated record